AUGGCCUACCGCGGAGGCGGAGGCCGCGGCGCGCCGGCGGGAGGAGGGCGUGGGGCCACGGGCAGGCCGCCUCCGUGCGCGUCCUCGGCGCCUCGCCCCGCCGCGACGGCGGCGCCCGUGGUGGCCGACAACCCCAACGCCACGGGGCCGCACCAGGGCGCCUACCAGCACGGCGUCGUCGUCCGCAACCCCGCGCCGGCACCCUGCGCCGCCGUCCGCGCGCCUUCCCCGACGCCGGUCACCAUCCGCGCGCCCUCGCCCACGCCGACCACCAUCCGCGCUCCCGCUCCGACGCCCUCGCCGGCCGCGCCUCCGUUCCAGCCGGCCCGCGUCUCCGCCCCCGCCCCCGCUCCACCGACCCCCGCGGCCGUCGCCAAGGAGCUGGAGCCCAAGCCCUUCUUCACCGAGAGCGCGCUGGCGCCGCCCGCGGCCGCGGCGGCGCAGGUGGUGCAGCCCGAGGCGGAGAAGGGGCCCGAGGUGGAGCACGUGCCGGUGUCGAAGAAAUGGCUCGCCCACCACGCGCGCCCCGGCGCCGGCACCGUCGGCCAGAAGGUGAUGAUCCGCGCCAACCACUUCGUCGUGAACGUCGCCGACAACGCCCUCUUCCACUACGAUGUGAGCUGCCUCCGGAACCCCAUCCCGCUCCUUAGUCCUUACCUACACUCUCUGUUCACCGACAAAAUUCCUUUUCAUUGCAGCUAUGUCACAGUGUCCAGAUCCUUAUUCUCCACCACCUUUGGUCACAGAGGAGACAUUGGUGAAGGAUUAGAGUGCUGGAGAGGUUACUACCAGAGCUUACGUCCAACCCAGAUGGGGCUGUCACUCAAUAUAGACAUAUCUGCAACAUCCUUCUUCAAGCCUGUGACAGUGGUCCAGUUUGUGCUAGAGUUCCUCAACUUACGUGAUGCCUCACGGCCUCUGACAGACAGGGACCGUGUUAAGAUAAAGAAAGCACUCCGUGGGGUGCGUGUCGAAACAAACCACCAGGAAGACCAAAUCAGAAGAUACAAGAUAACAGGGAUUAUUCCUGUUCCCAUGAGCCAGCUCAUAUUUCCUGUUGAUGAGAGAGGAACAAGAAUGUCAGUUGUUCAGUACUUCAUGCAAAGAUACAACUACAAUCUGCAGUAUACUUCUUGGCCCUGCUUGCAGUCUGGAAGUGAUGCUCGGCCUGUGUAUCUGCCUAUGGAGGCGUGCAAGAUUGUUGAAGGGCAAAGGUACUCUAAGAAACUGAAUGACAAGCAGGUCACCAACAUACUUAGAGCUACCCGUCAACGUCCCCAGCAGAGGGAGCAAAGCAUUCGUGAGAUGGUUCUGCAUAACAAGUAUGCUCAGGAGUUUGGAAUCAAUGUCUGCAGUGACCUGGUCUCUGUUCCAGCCCGUGUGCUGCCUCCCCCCAUGUUGAGAUAUCAUGAUUCUGGAAAGGAGAAAACUUGUGCGCCAAGUGUUGGACAGUGGAACAUGAUUAACAAGAAAAUGAUCAAUGGAGGAAUCAUAGACAACUGGGCCUGUGUGAGUUUUUCACGCAUGCCUCCUGAGGAGGUACACAGGUUCUGUUGUGAUCUGAUUCAGAUGUGCAAUAUGACUGGAAUGUCUGUCAAUCCAAGGCCACUUGUAGACAACCGAUCAGCUAACCCCAACCACAUCGAGAAUGCCUUGAGGGAUGUCUACAGGAGGACUACCGAAAUGCUUGGAAAACAGGGACACGAAAAACAGCUACAACUGUUAAUCGUAAUCCUACCUGAAGUCAGUGGUUCUUAUGGGAAAAUCAAGAAGGUUUGCGAGACCGACCUUGGGAUCGUGUCUCAGUGUUGCCUGCCAAGGCAUGCUGCCAGACCGAACAAGCAAUAUCUGGAGAAUGUUGCACUCAAAAUCAAUGUGAAGGUCGGAGGACGCAACACAGUUCUGGAGAGAGCUUUUGUGCGAAAUGGCAUACCGUUUGUGUCCGAAGUCCCAACAAUCAUCUUUGGUGCUGAUGUUACACACCCCCCACCUGGAGAGGACUCUGCAUCAUCUAUUGCUGCGGUGGUGGCAUCAAUGGACUGGCCAGAGAUCACCAAGUACAGAGGUCUUGUCUCUGCUCAACCACACAGGCAGGAGAUAAUCGAAGACCUCUUCAGUGUCACCAAAGAUCCGAAGAGGGGUAAUGUCAAUGGUGGCAUGAUCAGGGAGUUACUGAUUGCAUUCCGCAGGAAGACAGGCCGGAGGCCUGAGAGGAUACUCUUCUACAGGGAUGGCGUAAGUGAAGGCCAAUUCAGCCAUGUUCCGCGUCAUGAAAUGGACGCAAUCAGGAAGGCCUGCGCCUCAUUGGAGGAGGGGUAUAUGCCCCCAGUCACCUUUGUGGUUGUCCAGAAAAGGGAUCACACCAGGCUGUUCCCUGAUGUUCAUGGGAGGCGUGAUAUGACUGACAAGAGUGGGAACAUACUUCCUGGAAGUGUGUUUGAACUCAUGACCUGCCACCCAACAGACUUUGGCUUUUACCUGUGCAACAAUACCAACAUACAGGGAACAAGUUGUAAUUACCAUGUUCUUUAUGAUGAGAACAAUUUCACGGCUGAUGCGCUUCAAUCCCUGACGAAGAAGCUCUGUAAUACCUAUGCUCGGUGCGUUCCAGGACUCUCCACAGUGGCACCGGCUUUUUAUGCUCAUGUAAAAGCUAGAGUCUGUACUCGCCACUACAUUGAAGGGGACGGCUCAACUGGGGAACUAAAUAUUAAACUUCUUGGUGGUGGUGACAAUCCGGAUACUGGAAGGCCUCGUAAAAGGCAUCGUAAGGAAGAAUCGGGUUCUUCAUCUCAAUCGGCCGAUCACCCAACUCUGGGAGGCAACAGAAUAUCCAACAUAAGUAAUGCCGGUCGCGUCCCUUUUGUGGACUAUGUUAAAGCACAUCGCGGUAGUUUCAUCGUCAAAGUGAGAGUUCAGGACUGUACCUCUACAGUUGUAGGUAGAAAGGAAUAUAGAUAUGAUUUUGACGACAUCGGUAGGGUACUCGGUAGUAGUUUUCUUAUAGCUUACUUUGACACACACAAAGAGAACUUGACGUGGGGUGGAGAAUUGAUGUUUGAAGAUAUUGAAGUAAGCUAUGGUCGAAUCGUGGUGAAUAGAAAGCCAAGAGUGGCUACGAGUCAAGAUGAUUUUGACAAGGAUAUCCAUGUCCUCGUAUUAAUGUUGAGAGCUACAUUCCUUCCAAAGGGGAAGAAUUUACCAUACUUUGAAGGCUUUCUUACAUUUAUCGAGAAGAGCAAAUUUAGAAAUCAUCCAGAACUGCUACCGUACAAGCGGCGCCCCUUGGUUUUUAUGUCCCCACUAGAAAGAGCUGCUGCUUUGGAUAAUCUUUUGAAGAUUUAUUUCCGGCUCAAUGUUACUGAGCAGGAGAAUUUCCGGUCAACAUUGACCAACUUCGAUUGCCCCAAGUGGCCUGAUGCAAAAAGUUAUUGCAUUUUUGAACCUUUGGUUACUUAUCAAGUGAACAAGCAUGACGUCGAUACAUACCUAGACGAGGAAUUUUAUUGUUUACUCAUUUUGCGAAACCAUAAUGAGCACGGCAAAGUGUUGCCAUGGGAAUUGCUUGAUUAUGCCUCAGUUGCGUGCUUCGGAGAUUUUGUUCAGGAUUCUUUCUUGGGUCUUAUGCUAAAGGGCUAUGAAGUUCAUAAAGCCCUUGCUUAAAGGCAUUUGGCAGGCAGAAGGUGGAGCCUGAGGUCAAGGAGGAGACUCCGGGUGUGAUGCCAGAAGUACCGGCGGCAACUGAGUCUCAGUGAAGGCGUCCUGAGCUCGUGAUCGUCUUCCAUGAAUCUGAAGCUUCAUUCACUGAGAGUUGUGAGGUCUUAUCAGCAUAGAGUUAUCUUUUGGUUUUGUCCUUGUCUUUGCUUAGUUGGGACAUGGUUUGCCUGAGCGAUUUCAACUUGUAAGACACUAAGACCCGUUCCAGUUAUGGAUCUUAAUCUGGUUGGAACCGCCGUCAUUUGCGGUGCAUUUUGGUGAUAUUCGUUUUGCCAUCACCUAUGCUUCAUUCUGUCGAAUGGAAUGGAAGAUCAUUUGAUCA
Messenger RNA from Triticum aestivum (bread wheat), 4039 nucleotides. RefSeq names its product protein argonaute MEL1. NCBI's taxonomy places the organism in Eukaryota, Viridiplantae, Streptophyta, Magnoliopsida, Poales, Poaceae. The transcript has 24 exons. The record is from RefSeq and is a predicted model, not a curated record. Bases 1 to 3663 code for a protein of 1220 amino acids. Gene Ontology annotation, molecular function: protein binding; RNA binding.